CAUACAUGCUAUAGCUGGUCUACUGUAUAAUUACGAUGAUUAUAAUAUAUACACUUUACUUGUUUUUGAGACCUACAACGUGUUAAAGGUCUGUUAUAGAGAUAAGGACCAAACAGCAUAUGACUCAAUACUGUGGGGAUGGAAAACCUUUCAAGAUACCUGGACAUCAAUCGGACAUUGACUCUAAUAUGUUGCUUCUCCUGUAUUUUCUUGCAAGCAGAAGGUAUCAGCACUUCCUGGAUGGUCGGGAGCACAGUGACCCUGCACUGUAGCAAUAAGUCAAUCAGUGACCUCGUUCAACUAACAUGGAGAAGGAAUGGGACUUGUCUUUUUAGUUUCAGGCCACGGAAAACCUCAAACAGCAGCUCUGUCACCUUAAGCAGUAAUCAGAAAAUCUCAGACAGCAGAAUUAGGACGUUUUCUGCAGCUGCCCCCCUGAAUCUAAAUAUGUCCACAUCGGAAAGCCAACUGUAUGCACUAAUCAUAGAGAGAGCCCAGAAAAGUCACACAGGAAACUACACUUGUGAAACUACCACAGACUUUGGAGUCUUUGAACAGAAAUGGGAGCUCGUCAUUACAGAGGAAGCUGGGAAUGCAUUGAAAAUCCAUAUUGCUGCAAUUAUUGUACCUUGCAUGUGUUUCCUGAUAUUUAUAAUUAGUGCUUUGACCUUUCUGAGGCAACUCUGCAAAAAACAGCCAGAAAAUAUCACCCAGUCUCCGACUGUGACAUCGCAAGAACAUACUUAUGAAAACCCCCUGGAACUCGAAGCUCGCUGGCAACGUUUACAAAUCCAGGUUCUCCCCUACACAAAGAGUACUGAGCGAUAAGAAUCACACAUAUUAAAUAAAAUUAAUUAAAUUAAAAUGAAAACAUUUUAAUAAAUAAUCCAGAUAUAUUUGUACUGUAAUGAAGAGCACAUUGUGUACUUAAACCUCCAUUAAAUUUGUUUUUCUUGCUGACUGGACACUUGCUAUAAUGUGACCUCAUCAAUCUGUGAAUACUACAAAUCUCUGUAAAUUAAACAGCAGGUAAACUGGAGCAGGAACCUGCACUUUCUUUUCUAAAUGCACUGUCCUUUACUCACUGGCUAAUGUUUUACAA
Pundamilia nyererei is the source of this 1102-nucleotide messenger RNA. RefSeq lists its product as uncharacterized. The record is from RefSeq and is a predicted model, not a curated record. The coding region runs from base 139 to 828 and encodes 229 amino acids. Lineage: Eukaryota; Metazoa; Chordata; Actinopteri; Cichliformes; Cichlidae. The transcript is spliced from 6 exons.